UCUGACAGAGCAGAUCCUGUGAGAGAGUGAGCAACAGAGGAGGAGGGAAGCUGACCUUUUACAAAAAAAAAACUUUCACUACCUGCGAACGGCUUCCUGAGCAACACACCAACAAGACUCUACGGGUUUCUAUUGGAUUACAAAACCAGGAUUUCUCCCUCGACUCCAGAUUCAUCAUGAGGCUCAUCCUGUUGACUGUGGCGGCGCUGCUCCUGGUGGCGGGAGAGGGUACUGCAGACAGGAUGGGGUCCAGGAGGGCCAAGAGGGAUCUGGCCAGUCCGCUCCACGUCGGUGGCAUCAGGGACCCGUUUGGCUCUUACUGCCAGAGGAGGGGAGGCUGCUGCCCCGGCAGGGACGACCUGUGCACGGUGCCGUACGUGGACACGAUCUGCUACUGCGACCUGUUCUGCAACCGCACCGUGUCCGACUGCUGCCCCGAUUUCUGGGGUCACUGUCUGGGCGUGGAGCCGCCUUUCAUUGGUUCCUGCGAAAGAAAUGGAAUCAGGUUCUUUAGUGGACAAACAUACAAAGAGAACUGCAACCUAUGUACAUGUGGGACCACAGGACGCUGGGAAUGUGAGCAGCACGCUUGUCUGAUGGAGCCCGACAUUAUUCGUGCCGUCAACAGAGGAAACUAUGGGUGGAAGGCCGCCAACUACAGCCAGCUGUACGGCAUGACUUUAGACGAAGGAAUCCGCUACCGGCUCGGCACACAAAGACCCUCAAGAACGAUUAUGAACAUGAAUGAGAUUCAGAUGAACAUGGAUCCCCAGGCCGACCGCCUGCCUCUCUACUUCAACUCGGCGGAGAAGUGGCCGGGGAAGAUCCACGAGCCGCUGGACCAGGGCAACUGUGCCGCUUCCUGGGCUUUCUCAACUGCAGCUGUGGCAUCAGACAGAAUCUCCAUCCAGUCAAUGGGUCACAUGACUCCCCAGCUGUCCCCACAAAAUCUGAUUUCCUGCGACACUCGCAACCAGGGAGGCUGCGCCGGGGGACGCAUAGAUGGAGCCUGGUGGUACCUCCGCCGUCGAGGCGUCGUGACAGAGGACUGUUACCCGUACCGACCCCCGCAGCAGACCCCAGCCGAGGUGGGACGCUGUAUGAUGCAGAGCCGCUCCGUCGGCCGGGGGAAGAGGCAAGCCACGCAGCGCUGCCCCAACAACCACAACUACAACAACGACAUCUACCAGUCCACGCCGCCCUACAGGCUCUCAUCCAAUGAAAAGGAGAUUAUGAAGGAGAUAAUGGAUAACGGUCCAGUGCAGGCUAUUAUGGAGGUCCACGAGGACUUCUUCGUCUACAAGAACGGGAUCUACAAACACACUGACGUCAGCUUCACAAAGCCGCCGCAAUACCGCAAACAUGGCACACACUCAGUCAGGAUCACAGGAUGGGGAGAAGAGAGGAACUUUGAUGGGACAUCAAGAAAGUACUGGAUCGCUGCCAACUCUUGGGGAAAGAACUGGGGAGAGGACGGCUACUUCCGCAUCGCCCGCGGCGACAACGAGUGCGAGAUCGAGGCGUUUGUGAUCGGCGUGUGGGGCAGAAUCACCAUGGAGGACAUGCACAACCACCAUCACCACCAUCGCCGCAGGCACAUUUAGAGACGCUCUGCAGAGACUUUCGUUUUUUUUUUUUUUUUUGUCCCAACUAGAAAAAAAAAGAGAGAGAGAAGAGAGUUCAUCACACCCCUUUACCCGCCGAGCAGACUGAGAUCAAUAAAACCGCUCCUCUCCAGACUCGUUUUUGACAGGACGACCCUACCUGACUUUUACGACACCAAAUAUCAAAGACAAACUAAGCUGCAGUUCUCCAUUACUUUGCCUUGCAAUCGGGCACCUCAGGUACCUAAUGCUCCAAAGACCACACAUCCCAGAAGCUUAUUCAUGUCAAAGUUAGGUGAUGACAGAGGGUCAAGCUGAUCCUUUUGUCCUUCUCAAAUCUCUAGUCCUCUCUAGCUCUAAACCCAUAAUCCACGAUGGUAAGAGAAACAGCCUGAAAGAGAGGAAAUCAGAGCUCCAGAUUAUCGGGCCCGUUCAGAGAGACACGCCCUGCUGAACGCCGUAACCUGAUCACAUCAGAGGACCUUACUGACGUCUACCUGUCAGCCUUACACACACACACUCUGACCCAUUCACUCGGGUUUGUAGAGAGUUAGCAGCCUCAAGCCUUAGGUUUUCUCACACAUUCCAGUAUUAACGUAUGUAACGGACACACAUUCGGUGACGCACGAGAGAUUACAGCGACAAAUUAAAGUGAAAGCGCAUUUGGCAUUUUCCAGAGACACAAUUUAUUAAUGGAACGGGCUAAACUGUGGCCUCAAACAGAACCUGUCUGAAGAUAUGAAAGUAUUUAUUAAACAUGUCAAUCAUUUAUUAUUGCUGAAGACACGUGGUGCAUAAAGACGUCUCCUUGAGCAAUGAAUGAUAAAGACAGAAAUGAAAGCCGCCAUUCCUGACCACGACAUUAAACCAACAAAGAAAAGCUGAUUCGAAAUGAUUGUGACGCCUUAAAGAAAACAAAAACUUUCUUUUGCAAAAGAAAGAAGAAAGUUUGUAUGAUAGCCUUAAUUUACUCUGUUCCGUGUACACUGUUACAAAUUGAGCUUAAGAUGUUAUUAUUUUGUUGCAGUUAUAUUUUAAAGUGCUAUUUUACUACUUGUUUUAAGAUGUACUGUAUGUAGUAGCUUUCACAACAGACACACACAACCCCACUCUGUUGCUUUUCCUCUCCUACGUACAGUAGUUCUCUGAGUGAGAGCGUCCUGCUGCUAAAGCCUGGUCUGUGCUACGACGUUCGUCUUCAGUUUUGUGCCUUUCUUGCGUAAUAAACAUGUAAAUCCACUCCUGACUAACACAGAAACCCCGAUUUGAGUCAUGCAGGUUGCAAAUGAGCGUCUACGCUCUCAUUUUAUGUUUUAUUCUCAUGGUGAUCUGCUGGAAACCUUUAAGCGAUGUGCCUUUUCUUGCUACGGCACACAAGGUGCUUUGAAAUGUUUCAACGGAAAACGCAGUGUGUUAUUACCACAUACCUUAAAUUACAUCUUGGUCUGCUUCAGCUAUGACUUCAAAAGGCUCCUUCGUUUCUAUAUUCACCUCUUGUGAUCUUUAAGAUCUUUCCUCCAGGCACGAAUAGGCGGAUAAUGGAUCUAAAAGCGAGGAGAGAUGUCUGGAUGCUCGAGCAAUGUGCAAUCCAGUGGAGGAGCUAAAGAUUAGCAUUUGUUGCAGGUGUCUCACGCAAUGUAUUGAAUCUUCGCUUUCAUUUUGAAGUAGCCAAAGGCACAACGAGCAGCCCGUGAACGUGACGUUUACAGUAAAUAAUAAUGCACCUCGAACAAUGUGAAACUGAGCUCCUUGUCCAGACGAGAAACGACUGCGUUAAUGUUAUGGUGACGGAGAAAAGGAGGUUCCCUGCAUCCAUAAUUUGUGCGAGAAAGUUGCCGUAGCAAAAAGCAAACCGGUGAUAAACUGGUUUACACAGCUGUGUAUCAGUGGAGGAAGUAGAGGGAUUUGACCAAAGCUGGAAAUCUUUUUUUUUUUUUCUGUUGACCAGAGUCUUAUCUUAUUUUCAGAGUUUUCCUGCAUGUUGAUGGUUCAUUGCUUUUACCAGAAUAAUUACGUAUUACAAAAAUGUCCUAAAACUACACACACUACAAUAAUAAUAUUGUAACUGUGAGUAUAUUUAAACGGAUGAGCAGACGGGACCAAAUUACAAGUGUAUUCUGCAAAAAAAAAAAAAAUACUAAUUUAAUCCAUAGAAGCAAACUGAAGUUUUUUUUCUCAAACUACACAUCAUCUUCUCCAAAAACAUCGCAGGAGCACACAUCCACUCAGAAGCUGUGUAUUUAGUGUAAAACGAACCACUUCAUAUUCACCGAUGUGUAGACUUUUAUUUAUGUGUAAAUUAUAUUCUUCUUUGUUUCCCUGUGCAAUGUUUUCUCUGUCUCUUGUACUGAGUGCACUAAAUGCAAUCCCAGUGUUCACUUACACAAUAAAGUCUUUCCAGAACCCCA
Molecule: messenger RNA, 4012 nt
Organism: Mugil cephalus (flathead mullet)
Lineage: Eukaryota; Metazoa; Chordata; Actinopteri; Mugiliformes; Mugilidae
Gene: tinagl1
Product: tubulointerstitial nephritis antigen-like 1
Exons: 12
Coding region: 177-1604 (475 amino acids)
Biological process (GO): proteolysis
Cellular component (GO): lysosome
Molecular function (GO): cysteine-type peptidase activity; peptidase inhibitor activity
Source: RefSeq, a predicted model, not a curated record